Molecule: messenger RNA, 1159 nt
Organism: Aspergillus fijiensis CBS 313.89
Lineage: Eukaryota; Fungi; Ascomycota; Eurotiomycetes; Eurotiales; Aspergillaceae
Product: alpha/beta fold hydrolase
Exons: 1
Coding region: 136-1086 (316 amino acids)
Source: RefSeq, a predicted model, not a curated record
UAUAAAUCCCGUCGGUUCUCAAGUAACCACCAGACACAGACAAAGAAAAAUCUUGAGUAGGCCUACUUCCUCAUUCACUAGUCUGACUUUUCUCGGGCCUUUCCUCUUUCCUACCGAGAAGUCCUUCCUCCCAAAAUGGCCGACGUAGAGUUUCUCGCCCUCACUACCAAGCCCUCGGCGCAGCUGGCUUAUACCUUCCAAGCUCCCGAGGGAGCAUCCGCCAAACCCGUCCUGGUGGUCUUUGUGAAUGGGCUCGGCCUUCCACAAGCCUUCUGGCAGCCUGUCAUUGCGCAACUGAAAUCCGCUCGCCCAGGCAACAGCCCAGCCUUCUUGACGUACGACCGCUUCGGCCAAGGCCAGACGACCGAUCGCGAUCCCGCCGACGCCGGCGCUGAGGACCCCACCCACGGCCAUGACUGCCUGGCCGCCGUCCAGGAUCUCCGUCAGCUGCUCGUCCAAAUCACCACCGAGAAGCUGGGGGUCGCCGACGUGAACUCCGUCUCGCUGGUACUGGUGGGGAACUCGAUCGGCUGCGCGUUGGCUCGGCUUUACGCCCAGAAUUACCCCGGCACCGUCGCCGCGCUGUUAUUGCUCGACAGCGUCCUCGCCAACUCGGACUUUAUCUCUAUCUUCCCCGAUCCGGAUUCUCCGGACUUUGACUCAGCCAGCAUUGCCCCGAUCCCCGUCGAGGCCAUCCGCGCGGUGCGGGCCGGCGUCCGCCGCGUCUUCCACCCGGACGUCGGGAGCAAGGAGGGUCUCAGCCGGCGGAACCUGCGCGAGCUGCUCCCUACUAGUGACAGCCCGCAGCUAGAAGGCCCUGAGGGUCACGGGCCCUAUGUGACGGUCGUGGGGCACGAUUUUGAUGCUUUUGCGGAAGAGUCGGCCAAGAUGGGCCCACCCAAGCCGGUCACGAACCGCUUCGUCAACCCCUACUGGCACCGUUAUAACGAGGGCCUGGUCAAGAUCACCGAGCCCGAGUACAGCAAGGGCCCCUUGAUUGCGCCGAAUGCCGGCCACUUUGUGCAGAAGGAUAAUCCGGAGUUUGUGGUACAUGAACUGAAUGAGUUGUUGGAGAAGGUGCUGUAGGAUUCGGAAUGAUUACGAGAGAGCUUUUUUCUAAUUCAUGAACUUUAAUCUUUUAUCCAUUUUUGCUUCUGCG